Molecule: messenger RNA, 6238 nt
Organism: Ostrea edulis (European flat oyster)
Lineage: Eukaryota; Metazoa; Mollusca; Bivalvia; Ostreida; Ostreidae
Product: centrosomal protein of 63 kDa-like
Exons: 18
Coding region: 2618-4891 (757 amino acids)
Biological process (GO): de novo centriole assembly involved in multi-ciliated epithelial cell differentiation; centriole replication
Cellular component (GO): centriole
Source: RefSeq, a predicted model, not a curated record
GGGAAUUUAAACUUAACACGUCUUUUUCAUACAAUCCGUGCAUGAGUACAGGGAGAUAAUAAAGAGCCUCCUUGUGGAUGCUGAUCUUCCUAAUGAGACUAGGAUGGACAGAAUCUCGAACCUGUGGGUAGAUCUACAGAGAGACAACAGGUGGGAGAGACUUAUAACCUAUAGAUAUUGACAUCACUCUUAAUGGGAUAGUUUCAGCCUUUAUCUUCACCACUCUCAGUGAGAUAGUCUCAAUCUUUAUCUUCACUCUCAGUGAGACGGCUACAAUCUUUAUCUUCACCACUCUCAGUGAGAUAGUCUCAAUCUUUAUCUUCACCACUCUCAGUGAGAUUGUUUCAAUUUUUAUCUUCAUCACUCUCAGUGAGACAGUCUCAAUCUUUAUCUUCACCACUCUCAGUGAGAUAGUCUCAAUCUAUUUUCACCACUCUCAGUGAGAUUGUCUCAAUCUUUAUCUUCAUCACUCUCAGUGAAAUAGUCUCAAUCUUUAUCUUCACCACUCUUAGUGAGAUAGCCUCAAUCUUUAUCUUCACCACUCUCAGUGAGAUAGUUUCAAUCUUUAUCUUCACCGCUUUCAGUGAGAUAGCCUCAAUCUUUAUCUUCAUCACUCUCAGUGAGAUAGUCUCAAUCUUUAUCUUCACCACUCUCAGUGAGAUAGUCUCAAUCUUUAUCUCCAUCACUCUCAGUGAGAUAGUCUCAAUCUUUAUCUUCACCACUCUCAGUGAGAUAGUCUCAAUCUUUAUCUCCAUCACUCUCAGUGAGAUAGUCUCAAUCUUUAUCUUCACCACUCUCAGUGAGAUAGUCUCAAUCUUUAUCUUCACCACUCUCAGUGAGACAAUGUUAACCUUUAUCUUCACCACUCUCAGUGAGAUAGUCUCAAUCUAUUUUCACCACUCUCAGUGAGAUAGUCUCAAUCUUUAUCUUCAUCACUCUCAGUGAGAUAGUCUCAAUCUUUAUCUUCACCACUCUCAGUGAGAUUGUCUCAAUCUUUAUCUUCAUCACUCUCAGUGAGAUAGUCUCAAUCUUUAUCUUCACCACUCUCAGUGAGACAGCCACAUCCUUUAUCCUCACCACUCUCAGACAACAUCAUCAGUGUGUCAAAUCUUUAGUCACAAAGUAUUUAACCAGGCCAACAAAUUCACAACAUUUUCUUCAGUGUUCAUAUUUGACACAUGUAUUCUGUAUUCCAUUUGACAUUCCUGUGGAUUGACAAGCUAGAGUGAAUGGAUACCUUUUCAAAAAUCUCUGAAAAGGGAAUCUCACUUCUUUAAAUUUGUUUAUGUUUCAUUGCUCAUGAGAUGUAAAACGCACUAUCAUUUAAGCCAUUGUUGACUGACGUAUGUGUGCAAUUUUCCAUGUUAACUGAAUAACCUGUCGAUAGUUCCUGCUAUGUCUAGCUCACAGGAGUAUAAUAUACAACUGUAUAUAAGUCAGUUAAGAUUAAGAUAGUAGUAAGCUUCUUAAUUCUUAAUGCUUGUAAAAUUUCACUCAAGUAGUCAUGUUAUAUGAAUUUGUUAUAAGUUCAACAUGACAUUUUAAGGCUCAUUUGUUUGAAAUUUAAUUUCUAAGACUUUAGAUUUCAUCAUUCCUUAAUGUCUUAAUCAGGGCUAUUAAAAGUAACCUAAAUUCUAGUUUACAUGGAACAUUAUUCAUUUUUGUAUGAAUUAAUUUUUUGUUAUUGAUGUGCACCAUAAUAUUUAGUAUAAUUUGUAGAAAAAAUCUUUUUGUAGCGUAUUUUCCUCUCAGAUGUGAUUUUUAUAAAAUGACUGAACGAGACGAGUAAGUAACUAACAUUGUGAAGUGGCUAAACACACAGCAUUAUAAAUAUUAACGUGAAAAAUUCCACAACAUUCAUUCAGCACGUAACUGUGUAAGAGGUGGUCAGAGGUGGGUUUUCUGUUGGCUGUAGGGUGCCAGUUUAGUUAAGAGUUUGCAUUAAUAUUGGUGUGUGUUUUUGCACAGUUUAAGGAAAUCUAUUGGUAGUGCUAUCGCAUAAGCUAAGUGUUUGAAAAAUCUAAAGUUUUGUGAAUUAUGAACAUGAUACAUUCACUUUUGCUCACGGAUUGAUAGAUUGUUGCAAAGACUUUCACACUUUAAUGAAUUGUUUGAGAGAGAGAGAAAGACAGAGAGAGACAGAGAGAAACAGAGAGGGGGGAGAGAGAGAAAGAAAACAAACACUGGGUUGUUGAAAAGGUAAGUGUAUUGAGUAUAUUGUGUAUGCUUAAGUGUACUUUAAAUCUGAAGAGAGAUUUUUAUGGUUGCAGAUCACCUUGUACAUGUAUAUACAUCAUAAAGAAAAGAUAUCCACCUUUAUAUCAUUAUUCUGUUUCUAAAUAAAAAGUCUGCUUUGUUUGAUUUUCGGUCAUUAAGAGCUACAGUUUAAUGCCAUAUUGAUUCACUCUUGGUGAUUUUUAUCUUCAAGAAAAUCAAUUGUCUCUUAACAUUUCAAACUGACUCAUGUCUUUGGGAGAAUAAAUUGGAUUUGUCUUAGUGCUUUAAAAGAGGAUCUUUGAUAGAACACAGUAGUAUGGAUUUUGUCGAGAUCUGAUGUGACAUGUCUUUACCGUAGAAACUGUCAGAGUUUGUGAUUUUUAUCUCUUGUCACCAGAGUAUGGAAGAACUGUUUAAAUACGCAAUGCAUAAAAGGUUACCUAAGGGAGUUUUGACGGCAAGCUGCGAGGCAGAGCUGCAGGAGUUGAUGAAACAGAUCGACAUUAUGAUGGCCACGAAGAAGAAGGACUGGGAACACCAGAUUCAGAGUCUGCAGAGUAAGGUGGAGCUUCAGGACAAGGAGAACCUGCUACAAAAGUCCACCAUCGAUCAGAAACACAAAGAGAUAGUUGCGACUUCUUCUCUGAUUAGUCAUUUAAGAGUUCAAGUGGAAACCAUGGAAAAAUCACACAGAGAAUUGGUGACCUGUUAUGAGCAGCAGUUGUCGAACCUUAAAAAUGAGGUUCAAAAAGUCAAGAGGGAUUAUGAAAGACUGAGUAAGAAACAUGUGAAACAGAUCAAGGACCAUCAGCGAGAUCGAGAUAAAAGUCAUACAGACUUGCAGGAUAGUAGCACUGAGAUAGGACGACUCAACAAUAAGAUACUAGAAUAUCGACAGAAAGCUAAGGACUGGGAGUUACAGAGACGGACAUUUCAGAAACAGAUCGAGGCGUUGGAUUCUCAGAGGAAAGCUCUGACAGAGAAAUGUGAAUUCAUUCAGAGCCAGUCCCAAACCUACCAAUCUCAACUCGAUCGCAGAAAACAGAUGCUCGACUCCACCGAGUUGAGUCUAAAAAAUCAAAUAACUCAGUUAGAGGGACAACUCGAGCGGACUAACGAAACACUAACCUCACAGGAGACCAAAGUGGAGAAGUUGAAGUCCUCAUUAGAUGAUGCCAUGAGCGCACACAAAAAAGCAAUGGAUGAUAACGAAAAACUCUUGACUGACCUCAAGAAAGCCAAUAACACCAUCAGGAAAUAUGAAGAGGAGAAGGGCGAGUUGGAGAGUGAAUUAAGGACAAAGGAGGACCUGCUGAGAGCUCUGGACGAGGACAAAGGGCUUCACAGCGAAAGCAUGACAAAGAUGGAACAAACUCUGGCAGAGAAAGAUGAAAUCAUUAAGUCUUUAAGUGACAUAAGACAAAAGGAGGAAAGUGAUCAGAAACGACUAAUGAGAGAAUCGAUGGAGGACGCAAAGGAAGAAACAAGGUUGUGUAAAAAACAUGAGAAGGAAUUGAGGGACGAAUUGUCCAGUUUACAGUCGCAUCUCCAGAGAGCAGUGGAAGACUGUGAGAGACUGACCGAUCAACUGGAACAGAAGAAAACUGAGCUAACUAAGUUGGAGAAUGGUGAAGUUAAAAGACUGAAAGCUGAGGUCAGUAAAUUAAGAGAACUGCAGCUUUCUCAGAAGGAUUCUUAUGAAGGGGAGGUACAGGGCCUGAAGACGGAGAUUUCACGCCUGACCAAAGAUUUACACGAUCGCACUAAAUCAAUGGCAUCCAUAAACGAGGAGUCGAGUCAGAUUGAGACUCAGUUAAGGAAUGAGAUGGAGACAUUGGAGAGAAGACAAGCAGAAUUACAGGUUGCAAAUGCACAGAUCGAAGCACUAAGGCUAGAAAACCGUCACUUGCGUCAGACGAUUUUACAACAAGCUCAAAAUGACUCAGAUCAUGACAAGAUUCAGGAUCAUCUCAAAGCUGUACAAAAUGCAUAUACAACCACCAUCACGAAAUUGGAGCAAGAGAAUCGACAGCUGAGAGACGACUUGGCAUGUCUGAGAGAGGAAAUGAAUGAGAUGGAGGAAAAGUUCGAAGAACAAUUACAAUUGGCUCUACGGGACUCAGAAAUGUCUGCACAGACCAUGAGGUCGAAAGAUGACAGGAGGUUCCAGAGGGUGGAGGAAGACUCCCAGAGGAAACUGCAGACUCUUCAAGAGAGACUGGAUUCGACCGUCCAGCGGUACGAGGAGGAGGUCAGCUACCUGCGCAAUCAGAAGGCCCGUCUCGAGGAGCAGCUGGACAUGGAGCGAAACAGCAACUACAGUACGUUGGGAAUUCUUGCUGGUCAGCCAGUGAAUGGUCUGGACCAUUAUGACGUGGAGAUCGGAAGAUCGAGAGCCAACGGUGACGGGGAGGUCCACCACGAGGAAGACAACAGUUUCGAGACCGUCCUCAGCAGCCAGGCAAUGUCCAUCUCUGAAAGCGUUAAUGACUUCAGUCUCCAUGAUGACUAUGGCAAUGUAGAGGACUCAAAUUCAAGGAAUUCUGUAUCAGAGAGAUUUCUAGCAGCAGAAAAUCAAAGAGCAAGGGAGUUAGAGAGGCUCAUUGACUCACACAUAGAACAACUGAAAAUAGGGACGGAGGCAACACUCCGCAAAUAUAACGUCAAAAGAUGAUGUAUUCCCUGUGUGUAAUAUACGCCUGUGUUCAUUAGGUGAACAGGAUUAUUCCGCGCAGUCAGGGUGGAAAUAUCUGUGAUAUAUGAAGUGCAAUUUGAGCGAGCUGUAACAUAGAACUGGACAUUUUUGUCUCCGGCGUACUGGUAAUCUUUGAGCUUUCUGACAAGGUUCUUGUGAUGGAGAUUAAAGUUUACGCCAAUUUGAAGAACUCUACCAGGGGAUAUGUGUAGAAGUAUUGAUGCUUGAAUCAUGCGUGACAACCCCUACCAACAUGGUUACAGAUACACAGCUGGAAAUACUCAAACAUGUGUACAUGGUUUUCACUUGAAUUUUAGUGUCUGCAAUACAAAUUGUAUGGAUAUGAAUUUUUACUACGUCUACAGCCUUCAAGAAUCUCUGAUGAGCCACACUUUUACUAAUACAAAAUGUCAUGUAUUCUAAUGAAAAUGGUAAUAUAGUACAUUUAUUAAUCAAAAUUAAUUAUCAGUGGGUUUUUUUUUCUUCUAAAGUAAACACAGAAAUUCUUUAAAAAGUGUUUAGAUGUACAUGUUUGUCAUAAAAUCUCUGGUGUAUAAUAACUUCUUUGCAGUUAUUGGAAAGCCUAGAUAAUUUGUAAUGAAAUUUAAGUGUUUGUGAGUAGAGGCUCAGAACAUUUCCUUAUGAUGUAACAUAAUGAUAGUGACUGUGGUAAUACUACAUUUCCUAUUUAUAUCAGGAUUUUGGCGUCUCUCUCUUUGUGUCUGACAUUUAUUAGUGUUGUCAAUAUUUCCAUAAAUUUUGUGUUACUUUAUCAAGAAUGUUUCUUUAGCAAUCAAAACAUUACUCUGACUAUUUGUAUGAAAAAGAAGAGUUUAGAACGAGGAUUAUUACUGGAGGCGUUUACCUUGUACAAUAUUAAAAAAAAAUGUGAUAUUUCCAUAUAUAUUUUCACUGGCUAUUUUUCUGUUUAACACGCACGGAUGCACAUUAUGGUGAUCGUUGAUUUUAAUCUGCACGCGUUAAUCAAACACCCUAGUUACGCUCAAGAAUUGUUAAUUAGUAAGUAAUGUAGAUCUAUAGCACACCUGUAAAUGCAGGUAUUUAGUGUACAAGUAGUUGUUUCUGAUAAAAACUUACUGCUGUAUACAUGUAUGUAAAUAUGGACACAUUUCUACAUUCUCAUGUUGACAUCACAUAAUCAGUCUUGUGAAAUGGAAUCGGGUUUUCUUUAAAUCAGUAAAACUUCGCCGAUUCAUCAAACCUUUUUAUGUACUUGUCCAGCAUUUGACUGAAUCCUACAUAAUGUAUUGAAAUGAAAGUUGUGUAGAUAUUACAUGCAUGAAUAUUAAAUUUAAAUCCAUCUUU